Penicillium bovifimosum is the source of this 1020-nucleotide messenger RNA. RefSeq names its product Aldo/keto reductase. Gene Ontology annotation, cellular component: cytoplasm. The coding region runs from base 1 to 1020 and encodes 339 amino acids. The record is from RefSeq and is a predicted model, not a curated record. The transcript has 3 exons. Lineage: Eukaryota; Fungi; Ascomycota; Eurotiomycetes; Eurotiales; Aspergillaceae.
AUGUCUCUCCCAACCCGAACCCUCGGCCGCAACGGUCCCCAAGUCCCCGCAGUCGGACUGGGACUCAUGAGUCUCGGCAGCAUCUAUGGCUACGCCGGCACCCUCGAAGAAAAGGUCGCUUUCCUCGAGCACGCCCACUCAAUCGGAGCCCGAUUCUGGGAUACAGCAGACGUGUACGCCGACAGCGAAGACGUAGUAGGAGAGUGGGUCAAGAAGUCAGGAAACCGCAAGGAUAUCUUCCUAGCAUCCAAGUUUGCCAUCCAGUACGACUUCAACGUGGGUAUACAGACCGUUCGGUCUGAUCCGGAGUAUGUCAAGGAGUCGUGCGAGAAGAGUUUGAAGAGACUCGGGGUUGAGACUAUUGAUCUUUACUACUGUCACCGGGUUGAUGGUGUGACGCCUAUUGAGAAGACUAUUGAAGCUAUGGUUGAAUUAAAGAAUCAAGGCAAGAUCAAAUACCUCGGAUUAUCCGAAUGUUCAGCAGCGACUGUGCGCCGUGCCCAUGCCAUCCACCCCAUCUCAGCGUACCAGGUGGAAUACAGCCCGUUCGCGGUGGACAUCGAGUCCGACAAGACCGAUCUCUUGAAGACAUGCCGUGAGCUCGGCAUCGCCGUUAUUGCGUACAGUCCUGUUGGCCGGGGUAUCUUGACUGGGCAGAUUCAAUCGUUCAAUGAUCUUCCCGAGACCGAUUUCCGUCGUGGAAUGCCCAAGUUUGCCCAGGAACAUUUCCCCAAGAUCUUGCAAUUGGUGCAGGGGUUGAAAGACGUGGCAAAGAACCAUGGUAGUACCCCUAGCCAAGUUGCUAUUGCUUGGCUGCUUGCUCAAGGCCCGGAUAUUAUUCCUAUUCCUGGGACUAAGUCGAUUGAACGUGUUGCUGAGAAUGCGGCUUCCGUUCACCUUCAGUUGAGUGAGAAGGAGUUGUCUGAUAUUCGGGAGUUGAUUCAGUUGACUGAGAUUCCUGGAACCCGGUAUCCCGCUGAGGUGAUGGAUUGCAUUAUGGGUGAAACUCCGCCUCUUUAG